AUGCUAUCAGAUCAACAAAAAAACUAUGUAUAUCGUUGUAUAACAACAAUAAAAUUAUUGAUUGAGGUGAAUUUCUCGCCAUAUCACUCAAAGAUCGUUGAUCUAUUGAAAAGUGUGCCAUCAAGGACUUAUGAUACCAUAACAAAAAUAUGGUCAUUUUCUCUUAAACAUUUGGGUUAUCUCGAGGAUAAACUUUAUUCAUUUAAAGAUGCCCGAAUUAUUAUCAGUUCAAUUCCUGAUUAUGUAAUCAAGUCUUCAUUACUUGAUUCUUUGUUUCCAUAUCAACGAUUGGGUGUUAUAUUCGGUGUUGAACGACGAGGAAAAUUAUUACUUGCGGAUGAAAUGGGUUUAGGCAAAUCGAUUCAAGCUCUUGGUAUUGCAAGAUAUUUUAAAGCUGAUUGGCCACUAUUGAUUAUUUGUCCUUCAUCUGUAAAAUUUUCUUGGUUAAAUCAGUUGAAUACAUUUUUACCAGUAGUAACAAAUGUGGUUUUGCUUGACAAAGGCAGUGAUAAAUUACCCUUAGAACGUUCAUCCAGAACUGCAGUGGUAAUGAGCUAUGAUUUAAUGGUCAUUAAAAGAGUUGCUCUUGUUGAAUAUGAAUUCCAUUCUAUUAUAUUCGAUGAAUCACAUUUGCUAAAAGAUGGAAAUGCUCAACGAACGGUGGUCGCCACUGAGAUAGCGCGAAAAGCAUUGCGAAUAAUUCUUUUAUCGGGUACUCCAGCUCUAUCACGGCCAGUGGAAUUAUUUUCACAAAUUCGUAUUAUAGAUCGGUCUAUUUUCCCUGCUUUUCGUUCAUUUGCCAGUCGUUAUUGCGAUGGAAAGCAGGGUAAAUUUAAUUAUGAAGCGAAAGGGUGUACAAAUAGUACUGAAUUGGCUAUUAUUCUUUCAAAUACUAUUAUGCUGAGGAGACUGAAAAAAGACGUUCUUGCUGAUCUUCCAAGUAAACACCAAGAGGUCGUUUUUAUCAAUGAUCAUUCGAUUGAAUCUAAUAUUGCGAAAUUGCGCGCAAGUAAAUCUGCCUACAAUGGUGCGAAGGAUAACGAAACGAAACGAGCUAAGCUUGUAGAAUAUUAUUGUGAAACUGGCCUGGCGAAAGCAAAGAGUGUUUCUCGUUAUAUAAUUGAUCAUUUUUUUUAUGAUGGUGCUCCUAAACGAAAGAUUUUGAUAUUUGCUCACCAUCAAGUCGUACUUGAUACCAUUUCAAUGGAUAUAGCUAAAAAGGGGCUUCGUUCCAUACGAAUCGAUGGUGCUACUCCCAGUAAAUCUCGUGAAGAGCAGUGUCGUCUUUUCCAAGAUAAUGAAGACGUUGUUAUCGCAAUUCUUUCAAUAACUGCAGCGGGAAUGGGCAUAACUCUAACUGCUGCUUCAGUAGUAGUUUUCGCGGAAUUACAUUGGAAUCCUGGCACCCUUAAACAAGCAGAAGAUCGUGCUCAUAGAGUCGGUCAACAAGGUUCUGUUUUUAUACAAUAUUUAUUAGCCAAAGGAACAGCUGAUGAUGUUUUAUGGCCAUUAAUUGAAAAAAAGCUUGAUGUGUUACAGUCAUUUAAAUUAUCUUUAGAUUCGUAUAAGGACGUGGAAAGGAUACAGGAAAGUGUAAAUACCUCAGUAUCGGCCAUCGAACAAUAUUUCCCUCCAGUUAAACGACACAAAAUUAAUAAUCCAAGUUGA
Messenger RNA from Dracunculus medinensis (Guinea worm), 1668 nucleotides. Lineage: Eukaryota; Metazoa; Nematoda; Chromadorea; Rhabditida; Dracunculidae. The record is from the annotation of a GenBank genome assembly.